GCAGCAUGCGGGGCGGCGAGGAGCUGGACGGCUUCGAGGGCGAGGCCUCGAGCACCUCCAUGAUCUCGGGCGCCAGCAGCCCGUACCAGCCCACCACCGAGCCGGUGAGCCAGCGCCGCGGGCUGGCCGGCCUGCGCUGCGACCCCGACUACCUGCGUGGCGCGCUCGGCUGCCUCAAGGUCGCCCAAGUGAUUUUGGCCCUGAUUGCGUUCAUCUGCAUAGAGACCAUCAUGGAGUGCUCCCCGUGUGAAGGCCUCUACUUUUUUGAAUUUGUGAGCUGUAGUGCAUUUGUGGUGACUGGAGUCUUGCUGAUUCUGUUCAGUCUCAACCUUCACAUGAGGAUCCCCCAGAUCAACUGGAACCUGACAGAUUUGGUCAACACUGGACUCAGCACUUUCUUUUUCUUUAUUGCUUCGAUUGUACUGGCUGCUUUAAACCAUAAAACCGGUGCAGAAAUUGCUGCGGUGAUAUUUGGCUUCUUGGCAACUGCGGUGUAUGCGGUGAACACAUUCCUGGCAGUGCAGAAAUGGAGAGUCAGCAUCCGCCAGCAGAGCGCCAAUGACUAUAUCCGAGCCCGCACGGAGUCCAGAGAUGUGGACGGUCGCCCCGAGAUCCAGCGCCUGGACACGUGAGGACCUGCCAGAGUCCUCCUCCCUCUCGUCCUUGUGCCCAUCCUUUCAAUCAAGUUUUCUUUCGCUUGUCACGUCAGAUUUUCAUGUGAUUAAGUUGAAUUUUGUCCUCUUUGGUAAAAGUUCAUUUUGGGAAAGGGUUUUCAGAGUGGCCCUGUUGGCGGGUAUGUGGAGUGGGGAGCCCCCACACCCAGCUGUUCAGACAGAGGUGGGUGGGAGAGGCCUAUGGAUUCUCCAGCGUGUGGUGGCCCUGGACACAGCUGGCCUCACUGGCUGCCGUGUCCACUUUGAGUCUUCACUGUCGCUGAGCACAGGCUUCACAUCUGACUCUGAGCCACCCUGUCAAAUAUAUUUGUGACACAUCAAGACUUUGGAUAAAUGGGGGCUGCUAGGAAGGAGAAAAUCAAAGGAAUGAAGGUACAGAGUUGAAACAGUCAGUCAGCAGCGAUUCCUGGGCCACCCCCAUAGCGUGCUCCAGGUCAGCAUUCAGUCUCGCUGUCAGGAUCCUCCCCUGCGCCUCGUCUUCCAUGCCCGGGGCACCGAGACAGCCAGCACAAGCCCAGAAAGCCAUGUGUGACACCCUCUUGGUGAGGGUGUGCUGGCGGAGCUCUUUGCUGAGUCUGGACUUUACGGGGAUGGGACAAGCUGGUGUCCUCUGUCAUUUCCUACCCUGCUGAGAAAUCACUUGAUUCUUCCUCAAAUGAGUCACCUCCCUGAAUCCCAAGAUUCUCCUCCAGGAAUAUGGGGCCCAUCUUGUUUUUCUAGUAUCCUACCUACCCUUAAUACUUUGAGGCUGAAUUGCAGAUUUUCUGUAAUUUUACCGUCUCAGGUAAAAGCCACGAAAGAAAAACAAUCCAUUCCACCAGCCAGAACACUUGCUCAUUUGCUGGCUUCAUGGACCACAGGUGGGGACACGCCUCUCUUUUAGGGAGGUGUGCUAAUUUUCAGAUGCCUGAGAAGAGUUCUAAAGUGAUUCUGAGUAGAUUUGUAUAGGAUUUGAAAAUACUUGAAUUUGCACCACGCCGCAUCCUUUCACUGGUGUUUCGGAAGACACUAAUUGUCGCUUUUGUGCCUCAGGGUCAUAACUAUGAACAUCGAUCUUGGAAGCUGUUGAGAAAAAUUCUGGUUAUGUAAGGUUUAGAAUUGAUUCUUGAUAAAGUGAAGAUUAUUGUGGUGAAUGAGUUAAAUGAACCCCUAUGAUGCUAUAGUUUUUUUUCCUUGUUUUUUUUCUGUUGGAGACUAAUUGUAUCUUUUAUGGAAGAACUGUUUUAACUUGUCAGGUUUUCACUCUUUGAACUGUUUUUAAUGUUUACAAACCUCACGCUAGCUCUAAUAUUUUGUGUUUAGCCCUCACCAAGAAAAUACACUGCUGGUGGGAAGAUUUUGCAGUACCAUGGUGAAUCCCCAGGGUCUUUUCCUAGGGAACAUUUACAGCUUUAGCAGUGUGCUGUGUAACGAGAGAGAGACUACGUGUUUGGGGUGAUGGGAGGAGAGCGUGUGUGAGACAAUGUCCAUCUUUCCACGUGUGGCCUCGCAUUCUUCAUCAAAGAGGAGCGCCUGAUUUCCCAGCAGGGGGUACUGAUCAGGUAACACUGCUAGGCUGGAGAUUCUGCAGGAAAUGGGACUGUGCUGUCUCUGAAGGGUUGGGGUUGGGGGUUAGCUCCCCGAACCGAAGAGCUAAUACAAUCUGAGUUCUGCUGUAGUUCCUUCCGGGGCAGUGGCCCAGGUCACAUUUUCAAGCUCCUGGUCUAUUCAGGGCCGUGAGCUGCUGAUGCAGACCCAGCUGGUCUGGUGGUAACUCACCUCCCCUCUGCGCCCACAGAGGGCAGCCAGGCCUGGUCACAGCUGGGUGUGCUGCCCAGUGGGUCUGAUAGAGCCCUCUUCCCAUGUAUGUUGUGAGGCAGGACAAAUCAUGCUUCACAAACUUUGAACCUAUUAUAUAUACUGAUUUUUGGGGAGAUUAUGACAUCUGGAUUUUAUCUGUUCAUUUUAUAUAUUUAUUUUGUAUUUGUUGAGUAUAUAUGCUUGGUCAAAAUUGGCCUUAUCUCCCUCUCAGAGUUCCAUGAAAAACAGGGUCACAGAGACUCAGCCUUGCAUUAAAUGGGGCCCCCUUGGAAGGACCACCCUGAACUUUAUCGAAAUCUCCUGCUGGGAAUCAUGUUACUUGGCCCCAGUAAAAAAAAGCCGCCUUUGAGUGAGAUUGAAAACAAGAAUACCAUUCAGGCAGGAUUGUUGCCCAAGUUUUCCCAAGUCACUUCAAUAAAACCAGUCUAUCAUCUGGUGAAAAGGAGCCAACUGGCCUCGUGAGGAUGUGUUGUCAGCUGCAAGAAAUAGUUCUGAAGCCCAUGGAAAUUGUAAAUGCCCAUAGAUGAU
Molecule: messenger RNA, 3002 nt
Organism: Ceratotherium simum simum (southern white rhinoceros)
Lineage: Eukaryota; Metazoa; Chordata; Mammalia; Perissodactyla; Rhinocerotidae
Gene: CMTM4
Product: CKLF like MARVEL transmembrane domain containing 4
Cellular component (GO): membrane
Source: RefSeq, a predicted model, not a curated record